This is a messenger RNA of Solea solea (common sole), 2708 nucleotides long. It is a transcript of the gene qtman, whose product is annotated as glycosyltransferase-like domain containing 1. Bases 1373 to 2572 code for a protein of 399 amino acids. Gene Ontology annotation, molecular function: glycosyltransferase activity. The transcript has 12 exons. The record is from RefSeq and is a predicted model, not a curated record. Lineage: Eukaryota; Metazoa; Chordata; Actinopteri; Pleuronectiformes; Soleidae.
AGACGCUUUGAGAAUGAUUUCCUAUCUCGUUGUCUUCUGUCUCUCCUCCCGUGUCCUCUGUGACGUCGUCAUGACCGAGGACAGACGUUUCUGUCCCGCGUGUUUGUGACAGUUGACUCUGCGGAGGAUUAAGAAGAUUUUAUUGAGGAAAGUGUUGUUAGCUGAUAGCAUGUAGCUUCCGCUAGUUUUCACAUUUACUAACUUCCUGUGCACGAGUGAGUCACGUGAUUCCACUCUUUGUCUCAGGUUUAUUUCGUCAUUUUUUGUUUCCAUUGAAAUGAACAAUUGUGACUGUUUUUAUAAACCUUAUCAUUUUAUUAUGAUCAUAACUUUAAUUUAACCAGGAACAAACAAUAUAUACAAUGACGUCAUCACAGAUAUAAAACCACAUAAUAAAAUCAAUAAUGUUAACUUGUAUAAAGAAUAUAUACAAUGACGUCAUCACAGAUGUAAAACCACACAAUCAAUCAAAUCAAUAAUGUUAACUUACAUAAACAAUACAUACAAUGAAGUCAUCACAGAUAUAAAACCACAUAAUUAAUGAAAUCAAUAAUGUUAAAUUAUAUAAACAAUAUAUUACAAUGACGUCAUCACAGAUAUAAAACCACAGAAUCAAUCAAAUCAAUAAUGUUAACUUAUAGAAACAAUAUAUACAACGACAUCAUCACAGUACAGAUAUAAAAACACAGAAUCAAUCAAAUCAAUAAUGUUAAUUUAUAGAAACAAUCUAUACAAUGACAUCAUCACAGAUAUAAAACCAAAUAAUCAAUCAAAUCAAUAAUGUAAUAAUCAAUAACAGCCUCAUGUUUCUGUUUGAAGUAUGAAGUCAGUGUUUUAACAUGAACUGACACAUCACUGCAGUCACAGACCGACAGGCAGACAGACAGAGAAGGCGUCUCACUGAAGACACAGAAGCUGUCUCACUGAGGACAGAGAAGGCGUCUCACUCAGGACACAGAAGCCGUCUCUCUGAGGACACAGAAGCCGUCUCACUGAGGACACUGAAGCCGUCUCUCUGAGGACAGAGAAGCCGUCUCGCUCAGACUCAGAACUGUGGAGGACUCACAGACUCACGUAGACCUGGACCCCGUAAAGGUCACAGAGCCGCAGAGAGUUCAUCACAACAUCUGUGACUCGUUCACAUUUUCAUAUUCACAUUAUUUGGACACAUUCAGAAAUAAAUUGGACUCUUUUCACACAAAAGACGACACAAUGCUUCACUCUUUAAUCACAUCUGUAUUUGUGCCGUUGAAGCUUCGCUCAUUUCCUGCUGCUGAUACGAGACGACACGCUUCCUCUUCCUGCUGCUGAUACGAGACGACACGCCGCCGCCCGCUUCAGCUUCUAUUGUGGAGUUAAAUGGAGGCAGAUUAUGAGCAGUCCUUCUCCCAGUGUCCUGCUGGUGGAGCCGUUCUAUGGCGGAUCACACAAACAGCUGAUUGACCUGCUGCAGGAAAACAUCGACGGCUGCGUCGUCUUCUCGCUGCCGGCCAAGAAAUGGCACUGGAGAGCGAGAACCUCGGCGCUGUACUUCAGCCAGAACAUCCCCACCUGUCCCACAUACAGAGUUCUGUUCAGCAGCUCAGUCCUGAACCUGUGUGAGCUGGUGGCUCUCAGACCAGACCUGGGUCGUCUUAAGAAGGUCCUGUACUUCCACGAGAACCAGCUGGUUUAUCCAGUCCGUAAAGAGCAGGACAGAGACUUCCAGUAUGGAUACAACCAGGUGUUGUCAUGCCUGGUGUCGGACGUGGUCGUCUUUAACUCGCGCUUCAACAUGGAGUCCUUCUUGUCCUCCAUCUCGCUCCACAUGAAGAAGAUUCCAGACCAUCGGCCCAAACACCUGGACCAGCUGAUCCGGCCCAAGUGUGUGGUCCUGAACUUCCCGGUCCAGUUCCCUGAGGUCAGCAGGCUGUUGCCCAAACACAAGGUGGCGCUGCAGCAGCGUCAGACUUGCAGUUGUGAGGGUGAAUCUGGACCAGGACCAGGACUGAAGCAGGAGUGUGGAGAGCAGAUGAAACCUCUUCACAUUGUUUGGCCUCACAGAUGGGAACAUGAUAAGAAUCCUCAGCUCUUCUUCUCGUCGCUGCUCAAACUGAAGGAGAAACAACUCGACUUCCACGUGUCUGUGAUCGGAGAGACAUUCACUGAUGUUCCAGAGGUCUUCGUGGAGGCCCGGCGUGAGCUCGCCGACCACGUGCUGACGUGGGGUUUUCAGGCGAGUAAAGACGAUUACCUGAGAGUUCUGUGCGAGGCCGACGUCGUCGUCUCCACCGCCAAACACGAGUUCUUCGGUGUCGCCAUGUUAGAAGCUGUUUACUGUGGAUGUUUACCCGUGUGUCCAAACACUCUGGUUUAUCCUGAAAUAUUCCCAGCUCAGUACCUGUACUCCACACCUGAACAGUUGUGUAAACGUCUGCAGGAGUUCUGCACAAGGCCGGACAUCGUCCGCAGUCACGUUGUCAUGGUUGACACUGACUCGUUCUCCUGGACUCGGUUAAAGAAUCACUUUCAGACUCUUCUGACUGAUGCAGAUUAUUUGACAAUGUUACCAACGCCUGUCACUGAAAUGUAACUACUGUCCUCAGAGACAUCACAUGGACAUGUCCUGUCCUCAGAGACAUCACAUGGACAUGUCCUGUCCUCAGAGACACUUCAGACAAAGGAUUGAAGAAAAAGAUUAACAGUGAAAUAAAGAAAACAAAAUUGAA